UUACCGCUGUCUUGGCCGCCGCCAGAAAUUGUUGUCUCAGUACAACUCGUCAUUUCGUCGCGCAAAGUUCAGAAUUCCCAAGUUCAGUAUGGCGAGCAAGAAGUUUGGCCUUGAUUUCGUGAAGAAUGUGUCCCAGUACAUCAGCGGCACGCAGAGCUUUGACCGGGUCGUGAAAAUGAUACAAAUCACGGACGGCGGCGAUGGUCGUGCUGUGGGAGAGUUCACUGUGGAGAAGGAGCAUCUGAAUCGCGGUGGGACUUUGCAUGGCGGUCUAACCGCCACCAUUGUGGACAAUGUCACCACAUACGCCCUGAUGUCCAAGGGUUCGCAUCCUGGAGUCUCAGUGAAUCUGAACGUGAACUAUAUUUCGCCAGCUAGACCUGGUGAAGUCGUUGAGGUCGAAGCCAAUACUGUCCGGGCAGGCAAGAAAUUGGCCUAUUUGGAUUGUGUUCUCAGGCGGAAAUCGGACGGAAGGAUCAUCGCCAAUGGUGGUCAAGUCAAAUUUGUUGAUUUUGAUAAGGACAAGAAGGAUUUCUAGAAACUGAAAUAGUUAAAUUUAAAUAAUGAAUUAAACUAUCUAUCGAUAUAUCGAUUGGUUCUUCGAUAGCUCUCGAAAACAGCUGUUGUUUUGUUUAUAUUUUGUAACUUGGUUAUCUUUUCCGUCUAGAAAAAAACGUAUCUUUCCGGUUAUUCCGGAUGUAGUUUG
Drosophila kikkawai is the source of this 706-nucleotide messenger RNA. RefSeq names its product acyl-coenzyme A thioesterase 13. NCBI's taxonomy places the organism in Eukaryota, Metazoa, Arthropoda, Insecta, Diptera, Drosophilidae. Gene Ontology annotation, molecular function: fatty acyl-CoA hydrolase activity. The record is from RefSeq and is a predicted model, not a curated record.